GUAAGAGGAGUGCUGUGUCGCGCUGCUUCUUACCGGUUUGCAUCAUCCCUAUACUACAUAUCUACUGACCAUAUGAUGGCGAACCACUGGGAUGCAAGCCGAGAUUCCCUGCAGAACCAAGACCAGCAUGACCACGAAGAGGACUCAGAGGGGCGUGAAUCCAACCACACUAGCCCUCUGGGGUUCGAAAUUGUCAACCCUGAAGUGGAAACUCACGAUUCACAAUUGGGGCCGCUGAAUUCCUCCAUUGGCCUCCACGAUUCUCAAUUGCCGGGCCCAAGCAACAGUGGUGAAGAAAGUUCCCAGCAACUGCAUCCAACUGGAGUCCGGCCAAAAAUCCGACCACCGCCGAAUCAUACAUUCACAACAAACUUUUCACCGAGGGAGUCUCUCGAAGAAUUGAGUUUUCCAACGACUUUUCACUCAAGCCGUCGACAUGGCGAAUUUCCAGUCCGCAAUGCUAAUAAUUACGAUAAUGGAUACAAUGUUCUAAGUCCUCGUCGAGAUUCCAUACCCGAAGCACUCACGCUAAGCUGUGGGGUACUAUCACCUUUCACGAGCCCAACGGACGAUCACAACUGGAGGAACUCAGGUGGUAACCGUGACGCCGCAGCGGCCCUGUCACCAAUACCAUCUGGUUUUAUUUUGCUUGGUAAUGGGCCAUCAAGCCUUACAUCCCCUCCUUUAGCGGAUGAUCGUUCCAGCAUUUCAGUCAUUGCUCCGAGAACUAAUUACAGUUCUCAAACUUCAGUCUUCUCACCAAAUAAUGGCAACCAUUGGCAUAUGCCAGACACCGAAUUGUCAACCCAAUUUUCUGGUUUGACUACCCAUGAUGGACGAAAUGACGAUGAACCAAACGGAGCUACAAAUAUCAAUGCUAUAGAAACGUAUUCCGUGACGGCUGAAACUGCAGAAAUUCGCUAUGCAUCAGAAGAUAAUUCCUCGACGAACAACGUGUUUUCCGAUGCAUUCACAUCGCCCAUCUUCCAUCAUCCUCCACCAAACGUGUAUCGCGAACCAACUAGAGAGAUGGACCAGAGAGAAAUGUUCUCUGGUGGAAACUCAAGAAAUUUGCCGGUGCAUGUCGCACCCAAAAAUGGUCGUACUCUACUGACUGACUUUCGAGGUCCAACACGAAGGUUGAGUUUUCCCGAUAAUGAUCUGCCAGCUCAAAGGUCUCAUGGAGUUAUGAACCCCAUGAACGGUGGCACCUGUUUUAAUAGAAAUGGGUUCGGGACAAAUUCCUUGUCUAUUGGCAAUAACACAUCUUUUUCCCCUCCCGAAACUAAUUGUUUUCUUGAGUCAAGUCAUUGCAAAAUGUGCAACGAUCGAAUUGCGUCACUGCCGUGUGACUUGUGCCUGAUGAAAUUUUGUACCUCGUGUCUGGACCUUCAUGUGCAUCACUGCCGCAGGCAACAAUUAGUGCCUGCAAACCGACAUCAUCUACCGCGUGGAGGCAUAUUUAAUAGAGGAAUGCGUCCAUUUAGGUAUUCAAACAACCGCAUGAGCAUGUUGCCUCAUGUGAGGCAUGGUCUGGCAGUGAAUAGUUCCUUGACUCGACCGCUGCCACCGUUCCGACCUCCUAUUGCUCGCUGUUCGGUUCAUGACAGAUACUUGGCCCGAUACUAUGAUCCUGCUACGCGACGACAACACUGCGUUGUCUGCAUUCUCAAACGAAUCGGUUCUGAUCCUCCCAUCAGGAACCCCAGUCUAAUUCCUUUCCCUGCUCCCACACAGGAAGAAUUUCCAUGGAGCGUGAGUUUGCUACAAACUUUAAUGGAAGAAGUGCCUCGAACCAUCAACAGAUUCAGAUCAGUGAGUAUGUAUCCCUUUUUGGAAGACGAAGUGAACGGACACCUUGUAUUCCUUGAACAAAUUCCGAUCGACCGAGACCCAUCACUGUUACAGUUUCAAGAUCAACUAAAUUGUCUUCUUGUUUACCUGAACAAAGUCAUUCUACGUAUAAGUAAUGUGUAUCAAGCCGAUGAAACAAGACAGAUCUGUAAUACAGUGAAUCAAUGCCACGAACUUAACAGGACCCUAAGCGAGCAAGCCGGCGGGCCUAUUUCCACGCCAAUCGUUCCUGAUUCCUGUGCUCCAGGGGUAGGAUCAAACUCGAGAGUGUCUGGUCCAGCCUGCAGCGGCGUUGUUCAAGUAGGAGAAGAAACUGUCUUCUUCCUUGAAGUCAGAGAUAAUUCGGAUAGAAGUCGUGAAUGGAACCGGGACGCCAUCAAAAUUGACAUCCGGAGUGCGAGCAACUCCCAAGUUCGCCACAGAGUUGAGUCAGCAAACCUCGUAGGCGUGGUGAGCGUUAAAUUUACUAUUGAUGACAGAGGUGAUUACUUAGCAACUGUGAUGGUCAAUGGAGAGAAUGUUAGAGACACUCCUUUUCAAAUUCACGCAACAAACGAAGAAAUCGUCUACAAAACCUUUUUCGAACCUACAAGACAUGUUGGAGAAAGCGUCGCGCCGAGUCAAGUCGGUCUCUUCAGCCGACCCUGGGGUGUCCACUUUGCCAGCGACGGUGGAUACAUUGUUGCAGAUCGAAGUAACCACCGAAUUAUCAUAUUGGAUUCAAAUUGCCUGUUCAGGUUUGCCUUCGGUGUUCAAGGACACGUCAAUGGUGAACUUUUCCGUCCAUCAAAAGCGGUUGAGUUGAAUUACGAAAGCGGACUAACUCACCUGGUCGUUGCUGAUAAAGAUAAUCACAGACUGCAAAUUUUUACCCAGGAGGGCUUGUUCGUUGCAAGGACCCCUGCCUCUCAUGAGCUCAAGUAUCCAUGGGACGUUUGUGUCACAAGUGAAAGGGUAAUCGUCUGUACGGAUGCAAGAAGCAAUAGACUUCCGUGUUUCAACAAUAAGUUGGAACCAAUUCGAAUCUUGUUAUUACCUCCAGAAUGCGUUUCUCGAGGGAUCUGUGGCGGAUACUUGAACCAUGUCAUAGUUACAGAGUUUACCAAGUGCGACAUGUACAUUGUUUUUGCCCCAAGCUCUAUUUACACUCCAGAAACCAGCUCUGACAUCGCAGCACAUCACAGCUUGAGAUUGUACGCCCCGAGAAGCAAUCCUCAGUUUCUGGGGCCGAAGGAGAAAAGUGAGAAAAACGCCGAACGACUGCAAGGAAUUUGCCGUGAUGCCCGAGGCAGACUUCUUGUGGCUGACUCCAGGCAGAACAAAAUUAGGGUUUUGACUUACCUAGGCAAGGAAAUAGCAGGUUUUGAUGUGCUGGGGGAACCGCAGGGAGUGGUGGUUGGUAGGAACUCUGUGGCAGUGAUCAACAACACCCGUAACACGUUGGAUUUGUACACGAAUUUCAAUUUGAUUUAAAUAUGCGACGGGAGAAGUUCAGUGUAGAAAAAUUUGUAUUUUAUGUCCUCUUAAGUGUUCACCUAUGUUAGGCUGCUAACUGGAAGAUUAACUACCAUCUUGCCCUUUAUUCUCGCUAAGUUAUACUGACCACCAAGGCAUUACUUUAAAGUGAGAUUCAAGCGAAGUUUCACGCCUGAUUUCCGUGAAUAUAUUAUAGGAAACGUGGCUCACAAUUAAAUAAGGAUAUAAUUACUAGAAAUAAGGUUGUCAUAUGAAAUCAAACUGCAAGGCAAGAAGUACAACUUUAAUGACACAGACAAUUAGAUAUAGCAGUCGCGUCGUUGACCUAUGUUUUAAUAAUUAGUUGAUGAAUUGAUUUUUAUGUAGGUUAUACAUGUUAACAUGUG
Messenger RNA from Hyalella azteca, 3716 nucleotides. RefSeq lists its product as uncharacterized. Gene Ontology annotation, biological process: protein polyubiquitination; proteasome-mediated ubiquitin-dependent protein catabolic process. Gene Ontology annotation, molecular function: protein binding; zinc ion binding; ubiquitin protein ligase activity. Bases 73 to 3327 code for a protein of 1084 amino acids. The transcript has 3 exons. NCBI's taxonomy places the organism in Eukaryota, Metazoa, Arthropoda, Malacostraca, Amphipoda, Hyalellidae. The record is from RefSeq and is a predicted model, not a curated record.